CUAACCUAACCUACCUAGUAAUAAGUGCCAGCCCCUUGAGACUUGGAUAUUUGUGAAAGACUCUCUCUCGUCUUGUUCUAGCCUUUGCUUUGAGUGAUACCCCCUGUCCCCCACAAACUGCCGUCUUGCUGGACCCCAGUCAUCUAGACAAAUGAAGUUAAGAUCCCGAGGUCACCCUUCGGCUGUACCACUAGAGCUUAGUGGACUCUGUCGCCUUUUGCUUUUCCCUCUAUUCAAUUUUCUGAGAGUACGAUGGCUGCAAUCGCAGCAGCGUCGGUAGCUGCCACAGCCGCCGGUCUCACGUACCUCGACGGGAAAUACCAUCUGCGACAGGAUUGGCAGAUCAUCCGCUCAAGAAACAAAGGCGCAAAGCAAUUACAGAAAGCGAUCCAAGAAAAGCGUGUCUCAUCUUAUUAUUUCUUCGAGAAGCAUGCACAGUCCCAACCCGGUAAGGAGUGCAUCUGGUCGCGCCAGGGCAGUUAUACGUACGCCGAGACGUACUACCGCGCGAACCAAUAUGCCCAAUGGUUCCUACGCGACGGCGGCGUCAAGCCUGGCGACCUUGUAGCCUUCUUUAUGGCCAAUAGCCCGGAAUUCGUUUUCGCCUGGAUGGGUUUAUUAGCCAUCGGCGCCGCCCCCGCCCUCAUCAACCAUAACUUGACCAAGCAAGCUCUGUUGCAUUGUCUGGGCAUCGCCGAGGCCAAACUAGUCCUCGCCGAUGGUGCACCACAGUUACUCGAGCGUCUCGACGCGGUUCAAGACGAGCUGGCCGCCCAAGACGUGCGCGUCGUGAAGCUCGCCGAUGUUCGGCAUGAAAUCAACGCCACCAAGGGCGAACGGCCACCCGACAACAUACGCGACGAUAAUGUCCGGCCGAACUCGGCAUUCGGUCUAUUUUACACCAGCGGUACGACUGGCCUGCCAAAAGCCUGUGUCCUCCCCGCAGCGGCCGGCUUCGGGUAUGGCUCGAGCAAAGACUGCGGAUUCUCGUACGUCAAGGGCGAAAACCAGCGCUACUAUGAUUGUAUGCCGCUCUACCACGGCACAGGCGGCAUCAGCGGCAUGACCCAGCUCCUGACGGGCCAGACGCUGUGCAUCGCGCCCAAGUUCAGCGCCUCCGGGUUCUGGGACGACAUCAGGGAGAGCCGUGCCACCUGGUUCGUCUACGUGGGCGAAACCCUGCGAUACCUUCUCGCCGCGCCGCCCUCGCCGCGCGACAAGGACCACAAUGUGCACUCCAUCUACGGCAACGGCCUGCGGCCCGACGUUUGGAAGGCGUUCCGGGACCGCUUCGGCAUCGAGACGAUCCACGAGUUCUUCAACUCGACCGAGGGCAUCAUGCCCCUGGACAACCCCGCGCGCGGCGAUUUCCGCGCUCACGCCGUCGGCCACCACGGCUUCCUGCAGCGGUGGCGUUUCCACAACGUCUUCGUGCCGGUCGAGAUCGACGUCGACACGGGGGACAUCGCGCGGGACCCCAAGACCGGUUUCGCGCGCCGCGUGCCGUAUUCCGUCGGCGGCGAGAUCCUCGUGACGCAGCCGCCCACCAUUACCCCCGGCUUCCCGGGAUACUACCGGAACGAAGAAGCCACGUCUAAGAAGUACGUGCGCGACGUGUUCCGCAAAGGGGAUUUAUACUACCGAACAGGCGACGCGCUGCGGCGCGACGACGACGGACGCUGGUUUUUCCUGGACCGGUUAGGUGACACGUUCCGGUGGAAGGGCGAAAACGUGUCUACGGCCGAGGUAUCUGAGGUAUUAGGACGCCACCCGGGGGUAAGCGAGGCGACGGUAUACGGCGUAUCGCUGCCGAACCACGACGGCAAGGCUGGUAUGGCGGCCAUCUACAUCGAUCCCGCCGCCAAGAACUUUGAUUACCACAGUCUACUGAAACACGCCCGGACCCAUCUCCCCAAGUACGCCGUCCCCAUUUUCAUCCGCCGCAUCGCCGCUCGCUCUGCUACCCACAACAACAAGCAGGACAAAGUCCCGCUCAAGCGCGCGGGCGUGGAUCCGGCUCAGACGGGGCCCGAUCCCGUUUUCUGGGUCGCUGAUCAUGGUAAGGGCGACACCUACGUGCCUUUUACCCAAAGCGAUUGGGACGCGCUUAAGGGCGGCCGUGCAAAGUUGUAAUGCCAUGAGACGUUUUUAGUUAGGUUUUUGGCCGUUGGAAACGGGGUGGUGUAAGAAUUCUAGGCAAAUUUCCAUAUCAUCUGCCCAUUUAUACUAUAUACGCAUCUUAGAGUUUACGUAAAUAGCGGGCUAAUGUUAGUAUACGUGGCAAAGACCACAUGAGAGGAAAGGGAUAGCUACGAAGGGAAAUGCUCAAAGUCGCCUAGAUAUACACAUUAGACGUAUAGGAACCUAUGCGGAUUUUCGCACUGAAUA
Annulohypoxylon truncatum is the source of this 2388-nucleotide messenger RNA. RefSeq names its product fatty acid transporter. The transcript is spliced from 5 exons. The record is from RefSeq and is a predicted model, not a curated record. Lineage: Eukaryota; Fungi; Ascomycota; Sordariomycetes; Xylariales; Hypoxylaceae. Gene Ontology annotation, molecular function: long-chain fatty acid transmembrane transporter activity; long-chain fatty acid-CoA ligase activity. Bases 253 to 2133 code for a protein of 626 amino acids.